AUGAACAAAUUUAUAUUGUUUAAACCCGUAGGGUUAGGCAAGAUUGGAUUCUUUAGUAAUAAGAAUUUGAUGUUGUUCAAACAAAUACCUAAAUUGGCAAAAUCUGCUGAGGUGAAACCUGUGAAAAAUCAUUUCCUUAGAUCUAAUAUAGAAAUCCUUCAAUCAUCCUUGAAUCCAUUUAAAACUACAGGAAGAUUCUUUUCCAGUUCAACUAGGUCUCUGAUCUUUGAUAAGGGAAACGUAUGGAAGAACUAUAACAAAUACUACGGUAAUUCUCAAUGGGACAGAUUAAAGGGUCCAGCUAUAUUUACGGCCUUAUUUUGUGUGGGUACAACUUUAUUAGUCCCAGUAUUAUUUAAUUAUACACCUUUGGCUAUUUAUAAAAGAAGUCCUUCGUUGUUAAUUUACACAAUAAUUGGUUUAAAUGGUUUGGUGUUUUUGAUGUGGCAAUCUCCUUCAUUUUUCACUUUCCUUACCAAAUUUGGUUUAUUAUUCAAAGAUAAGGUAUACAGCAAUUGGUCAAUGUUGGGUUCAGCUUUUUCUCACCAAAGCUUUGUUCAUAUUUUAUGUAAUAUGUUUGUAUUACAGUCAUUCGGUACCACUUUAUGUUCCAUCAUAGGUCCUGCCAAUUUCCUUAUCAUGUACCUUAAUUCAGCCGUUAUAUCGUCGUUUAUUUCUAUAUUAGUGCCAACUUUAGCCCGUACAUCGAUGUCAGUUGGUUCAUUAGGUGCUUCAGGAGCUAUUUUCAGUGUUGUAGGGACUUUUUCAUAUUUGAUUCCCAAAGCUCCAAUUGCUUUGUUCUUUAUUCCAAUCCCUGGAGGUGCAUGGAUUGCAUUCUUAGGAUCUGUAGCUUAUAAUGUAGCGGGAGUUGCUUUUAGAUGGGGAUCAUUCGAUUAUGCUGCUCAUUUAGGAGGUUCGUUAGCUGGAGUUCUUUAUGGAUGGUGGUAUAGUAAGAAACUUCAACAAAGAAGAGCUAGAGUUAGACACGUUGGAUUUUGA
Yamadazyma jaroonii is the source of this 999-nucleotide messenger RNA. Lineage: Eukaryota; Fungi; Ascomycota; Pichiomycetes; Serinales; Debaryomycetaceae. The record is from the annotation of a GenBank genome assembly.